AUGACGGCAACCGUCCGUCGCCCGCGCGUAGCCAUUGUUGGCGGAGGCAUCUCCGGCAUGGCAUGCUCCUGGAAGCUGCGAAACCAGCGGUGCACCGUGGACAUUUAUGAGUCUAGCGACAAGCUCGGCGGGCACGCCAAUUCGAUGCCGUUUACGGGCAACGGCAGAACGGUGGAUGUAGACACUGGGUUCGUUGUCAUGGAAGAGGCAACCUAUCCUCAAUUCACGUCUUUCCUCCUGGAACUCGGCGUCAAGACAAUUCCGACGGACAUGUCGUUUGGCGUGUCGGCCCUGAACGGGGCGUUGGAGUGGAACAGCCUCUCUAUUAUGGCCUUUGUGGGCACUUUAGCCAACCUUUUCAGCCCCUGGUUCUGGCGUCUGAUGUUUGACAUUGUCUACUUUAACCUGUUUGCGCGUGACAUCCUCACGCAACAGGCGCCCGUGUCGCCGCCCAAGAAGUUUGUCGGGCCGGUGGAAAUGGAGAUUGCGGCCAUCGAAAAGGACCUCAAGGUCAACCGCCGCGAGUCCAUCGCCGACUACCUCAAGAGGCAAAAGUACUCGGAGCAGUUCAUCAUCUACUUCCUCAUCCCUAUGGUCGCGGCGCCGUGGUGCAUCGACCCGGAUGAGUUUGCGGCCAACUUUCCCGCGAGAAACCUCAUCCAGUUUAUCUUGCUGGAUACCGUCACCAAGACUCUCCGGUGGCGCACAUUCGCCAAUGGCUCCAAGACAUAUGUGGACGAAUUCCAGAGGCAGAUGCCGCACCAUCACAAGCUUCACUUGAAAACCGUUGUCAGGAGCGUGACGAGGGUAGACGGAAAGGUCCUUCUCAGCUUCGCCGAUGGUUCAAUCGAGACCUUUGACCAUGUGUUACUCGCAAUUCAUGCCAACCAGGCCGUGACCCUGCUUGGCCAAGGCGCCAGCGCGCUGGAGCGCAGGAUCCUUGGUACCUUUACAACCAGAAGAAAUGUGUGCUAUCUGCACUCUGACAAAUCUCAACUCCCAAAACACCAGGCGGCCGCCUGGAACUGCUCCCUAGUCGGCGACGGCGGCGUGGUGCGCCACGGCCAGGCAACCAAAAACGCAGCCAAGCGCAUCUCCAUCACAUUCGACAUGAACAGGCUCCAGUCCAUUCCCUCGCCCGGCGAGAAGAACAGCCCCGGCAGGGUCCUCGUCUCCAUGAACCCGUUGGGGAUGCCCUCGGCAGUCCAGGGCCAGAUACAGUACUCCCACCCGCUCAUCAGCCACGAGAGCCUGCUCAUGACGCGCCACCUACACAGGAUCAACGGCGUAUCCUGCAUUUACUUCGCGGGUGCGUGGAUGGGUUAUGGAUUCCAUGAGGACGGCUUCACCGCGGGCGCCCACGCCGCGCGGCUCAUCACCGACGGCCACGCGAGCACGCCGCCGCUUGAUCUGAUCCAGGACAUUCAGGACGAGACAGCGGCCGCGUACGGCGCGGGCGUCGCCCGGCUGGCCUUGAGGUUCGGUGUCGGCAUGGUGCAGCGCGUGCUGUGUUCAGGAGCAGGUCUUCAGCAGGCUCAGCAGAUCCAUUGCCCUGGCGGCCGCGCAGGACUCGUGGACGAUGCUUCUCAUACCAACAAAAUGCAUGGGAAGAGUUAUUAG
Molecule: messenger RNA, 1620 nt
Organism: Penicillium manginii
Lineage: Eukaryota; Fungi; Ascomycota; Eurotiomycetes; Eurotiales; Aspergillaceae
Exons: 4
Coding region: 1-1620 (539 amino acids)
Molecular function (GO): oxidoreductase activity
Source: RefSeq, a predicted model, not a curated record